This is a messenger RNA of Aspergillus pseudonomiae, 1657 nucleotides long. RefSeq lists its product as uncharacterized. NCBI's taxonomy places the organism in Eukaryota, Fungi, Ascomycota, Eurotiomycetes, Eurotiales, Aspergillaceae. Gene Ontology annotation, molecular function: protein binding. The coding region runs from base 162 to 1409 and encodes 415 amino acids. The transcript has 4 exons. The record is from RefSeq and is a predicted model, not a curated record.
AUCUGGACAUCAAGUAUAAGGCCAGCUUCAUCCGCAACGUUUUACCCCUGUCAUAUCAGUUUGUCAUGUCUCUUGAAUAGCGCUCUAGGUGCUUUUAAAGCGAUUCGAGCAAGUGUAUACCGCCAAUACUUUUAUUGUCAAUCUUACAAUCUCAGCGCAUCAUGACCGCAAGCGGUGUUACCAACUCUGCGCCUAUAUGUGUGGCUUCAACUCGACGAGAUGAUGAGGCCUGUGAUGCAUCUUUAGACAGCCAUAGCCAUGAUACUCCGAGCACCGCAUGUGGCGCCGACAAAAGCGCCUCCGACACAAAUUUUGUCAAGAGUGUAGAAUGGACUCCCGAUGGCACCACCCUUCUAACAGAUUCCGCAGACUAUCAUAUAAGAACUUACAUCUUGCCACCUGAUCUUUUAGAAGAAAGACCGUCACCGCACCGGUUGUCUCCUUACUCAGUGCUACCUUCAGCAGAGCCAACCUAUGCAGCUGCUAUUUAUCCUUAUUAUUCUCUUCAGGAUCCAGCUACUACACUUUUCCUAUCAUCAGUCCGAGAUCAUCCAAUCAGACUGGCCUCAACUCUUGCCCCUACGUUGUUGGCGACUUAUUCCUUGAUACACCCAACCACGGAAGCUUUUAUAACGCCGCAUUCAAUUAUCUAUCCACACGCUCUUGGUGGAACGCAUUUCCUCACUGGAUCAGAUAGCCUUAUAUGUCUCUUUGAUGUUUCCCGGCCCGGGAACGAUGGACCUGUUUCUUGGAUGCCUACUAUACCCAGUAAGCGUAAACAGACAGUGGGUGGGGGCGUUGGAAUGAAGGGUAUCAUUUCCGCUAUGGCCAUCAAUCCAACAGAAGAUGGCAUAUUAGCAGCUGGUACCUUCUCAAGACAGGUAGGAUUGUAUGACUCAAACGGAACCGGGCAGUCCUUAGGCACGUUUAGUAUUGCAAAGACCGAUGCUAGUCAUCGUAUUGGGGGUCGAGGUAUCACCCAGCUCCUUUGGAGUCCUUGUGGACGAUACCUAUAUAUCGCUGAACGGAAGAGUGACGGUGUUAUGAUAUACGACAUCCGCGUAACCGGUCAAUUACUUGGCUGGUUAGAAGGCCGCAAAGCCAUCACUAAUCAGCGGAUGAAAGUUGACAUUGUCUCUACUAAUCAAGGUACCUCGCAUGAGAUCUGGGGUGGAGGAACUGACGGUUUCAUGAGGGUAUGGCGUGACCCGACCCAUACUGCUGGAGGGCAGGAACCAGUAUCGGAAUGGAAGAUCCAUAAUGACUCGGUGAGCAGUACAGUACUGCAUCCAAUGGGCAAUGUUGUGGCUACGUGUGCUGGGCAAAGACACUAUUCAGACGACGAUGGCUCGUCUUCUAGAGAAAAGCCUGACAAUAGCGUGAAAGUAUGGUCUAUGCCAUUCCUGUAGGCCUGCUGAAUAUGAGUCAGGUUCUUUCUAACUCUCCAACGGCAUCCGGGGCAGUUCACACCCUUUGAAAAUUGAAAUUACUGCUAUGAACCAUUAUCAUGGAUGAGACGGGGAGGGAAAGGAGGCCAUCAAAGAAAGCCAAUGCAACUCUCGGAUGACUACCUCGGGGCAGUCAGGGAAUUGAUAGCAGGCUACCACCAUCUUUGAGUCAGAUGAACCUGGAAGUCUUUUCAGGUGAAAGUCUAUAA